Molecule: messenger RNA, 7258 nt
Organism: Passer montanus (Eurasian tree sparrow)
Lineage: Eukaryota; Metazoa; Chordata; Aves; Passeriformes; Passeridae
Gene: ADAMTS7
Product: ADAM metallopeptidase with thrombospondin type 1 motif 7
Exons: 23
Coding region: 1-5427 (1808 amino acids)
Biological process (GO): proteolysis; extracellular matrix organization
Cellular component (GO): extracellular matrix
Molecular function (GO): metalloendopeptidase activity
Source: RefSeq, a predicted model, not a curated record
AUGCUUGCCAGCCUGCAGCCCGGUGCCCCGCCGCUGCGGCGCUCGCCCCGGGCCGGGCACGCUCGGAGCCGGCGGCCCCGGUCCCCGCCCGGGCAGGCUCCGGGGCGCUCCGUGCCCGCGGAGCCGCGCUCGGGCAGCGACAUCGUCCAUCCCAUCAGGGUCGACGAGAGCGGAGCCUUCCUGUCCUACGACUUGUCGUACCGGGCCCUUCACCGCAGGUCCCCUGCCUCCAGGAGCAAGCUUCCCGCUUUCUACGAGCUGCAGUACGGAGGGCAAGCCCUGAAAUUCAACCUGAGCCUCAACAGGCACCUGCUGGCCCCGGGCUUUGUCAGCGAGAGGCGUUUCGGGGGCCUCGCCGGCGCCAAGAUCCAGCCGCGCUCCUACAACCCGUGCCACAUGGUCGGCGAGGUGCGGGGCCGGGCGCCGCAGGCGGGGCUGGCUGCCCUCAGCACCUGCGACGGCCUGAAAGGUGUGUUUCAGCUCAUGGACGAGGACUAUUUCAUCGAGCCCGUGUCCAGCAGCCCGCGGGAGGAGGGAGCAGCACAGCCCCACAGGAUCUACAAGCGCCAGGCUCCCCAGGACAGGGCUGAGCAGGGCAGGAGAGCCCCGGCCCCGCGGCAGUCCUGUGGUGUACAAGAGUCUCAGGAAGGCCUGGAGCGGUCUGAGAGGCGCAGGGAGAGGUGGGAGCAGAAGCAGCAGAGGAGGAGAAGGAUCAGGCAGCGCUCCGUCAGCAGGGAGAAGUGGGUGGAGACGCUGGUGGUGGCAGACACCAAGAUGGUAGAGUUCCACGGCAGUGCCAACAUCGAGAAGUACGUGCUGACCGUCAUGAACAUGGUGGCAGGGCUGUUCCACCACGCCAGCAUCGGGAACCCCAUCAACAUCGCCAUAGUGCGGCUGAUCCUGCUGGAGCACGAGGAGGAGGACCUGAAGAUCUCCCACCACGCAGACAACACCUUGAAAAGCUUCUGCAAGUGGCAGAAGAGCAUCAACGUGAAGGGAGACUCCCACCCCCUGCACCACGACGUGGCCGUGCUGCUCACCAGGAAGGACAUCUGUGCUGCCAUGAACAGGCCCUGUGAGACCCUGGGGCUGUCCCACGUGGCCGGGAUGUGCCAGCCCCACCGGAGCUGCAACAUCAACGAGGACACGGGGCUGCCCCUCGCCUUCACCGUGGCCCACGAGCUGGGACACAGUUUUGGGAUUCAGCAUGAUGGAAGCAGCAAUGACUGUGAGCCAGUUGGGAAAAGACCUUUCAUCAUGUCUCCACAGCUCCUGUAUGACACGUCCCCACUCACCUGGUCCCGCUGCAGCCGCGAGUACAUCACACGCUUCCUCGACCGGGGCUGGGGGCUGUGCCUGGAUGACCCCCCGGCCCGGGAGCUGCUGGACUUUCCCCUGGUGCCCCCGGGCGUCCUGUACGACGUGGGCCACCAGUGCCGGCUGCAGUACGGCCCCUACUCCACCUUCUGCGACGACAUGGACAGUGUCUGCAGCACGCUGUGGUGCACGGUGGGGAACACGUGUCACUCCAAGCUGGACGCAGCUGUGGAUGGCACGGCCUGCGGGGAGAGCAAGUGGUGCUUCAACGGCGAGUGCGUUCCCGUGGGAUUCCGGCCCGAGCCCAUCGACGGCGGCUGGAGCUCCUGGAGCUCCUGGGCCUCCUGCUCCCGCAGCUGCGGAGCAGGAGUGCAGAGUGCCGAGAGGCACUGCAGCCACCCCACGCCCAAGUACGGGGGCCGCUACUGCCUGGGCGAGCGCAAGCGGUUCCGGAUCUGCAACGUGCGGCGCUGCCCCCCGGACAAGCCCUCCUUCCGCCAGCUCCAGUGCAGCCAGUUCAACCCCAUGCCCUACAAAGGGAAGCUCUACAAGUGGACACCAGUGCCCAACAACAUGAACCCCUGCGAGCUGCACUGCCGGCCCGAGCAGGAGUACUUUGCGGAGAAGCUGCGCGACGCGGUGGUGGACGGCACGCCCUGCUACGACAGCGACGCCAGCCGCGACCUCUGCAUCAACGGCAUCUGCAAGAACGUGGGCUGUGACUAUGAGAUUGACUCUCACGCCGUGGAGGAUCGCUGCGGGGUGUGCCACGGGGACGGCUCCACGUGCCACACCGUCCACAAGACCUUCGAGGACAGCGAGGGGCUGGGUUAUGUGGACAUUGGGAUUAUCCCCGUGGGAGCCCGGGAGAUCCGGAUUGAGGAGGUGGCAGAAGCUGGGAAUUUCCUGGCGCUGCGGAGCGAGGACCCGGAGAAAUAUUUCCUGAAUGGUGGCUGGACCAUCCAGUGGAACGGGGACUACAGGGUGGCAGGCACCACCUUCACCUACAAGAGGACAGGGAACUGGGAGAACCUCACCUCUCCGGGGCCCACCGUGGAGCCCGUGUGGAUCCAGCUGCUGUUCCAGGAGACCAACCCCGGGGUGAGGUACCAGUACACGAUCCAGCGCCCGGCUGACAGUGAGAACGAGAUCGAGCAGCCCGAGUUCCUGUGGCGCUUUGGCUCCUGGACCACCUGCACGGCCACCUGUGGGACAGGGGUGCAGCGGCAGGCCGUGCACUGCGUGGAGAGGCUGGCGGGCCUGGUGGAGGAGCGGUUCUGCGACGCGCUCGCGCGCCCCGACGACCGGCAGCGCGCCUGCAGCGAGGAGCCCUGCCCGGCCAGGUGGUGGGUGGGCGAGUGGCAGAAGUGCUCAGCCACGUGUGGCCGGGCAGGGCUGAUGAAGAGGACAGUGCUGUGCAUCCAGAGCGUGGGGCUGGAUGAGCAGAGGGCCCUGCAGCCAGCAGACUGCCAGCACCUCGCCAAGCCAGAUGCCACCAUGCCCUGCCACCCAGAGGUGCCCUGUCCCUCCCCGUGGGCUGUGGGCAACUGGUCCGAGUGCUCGGUGAGCUGUGGGAACGGGACCCAGCGGCGUGCAGUCCACUGCAGCAGCAGCAGCAGCACCAGCAGCAGCACCAGCAGCAGCAGCAGCAGCGGGGCCCCCUGCGACCCUGCCCAGAGACCCAGCCCCGAGAGGCCCUGCUCCUUGCCACCCUGCCACCAGAAAUGGGACAGCGACUGGUCUGGCAGCGGCUCCUCCAGCAGGGAGAUAUUCAAUGAAAUCCAUUACUUCCCCAGCCACCACAUUCCUAAACUUAACCCCUUGAUCCCGAACAUCCCGGAGUCCAACGACGUCAAUGUCAUCACCGAGGAGGACUUCUCAGCCAGGAAAGGAAAUGUCUUUGUCGAUGAUUUUUACUACGAUUACAACUUUAUCAACUUCCACGAGGAUCUGUCUUACUAUCCCUUCACGGAGAAGGAGCCCAAGGGCGAGGAGCCAGAGGCAGGGCUGGGCACUGCUGGCACGGAGGGGCCCUGGGAGCUGCCCACCGAGCUGGCAGGAGAGAGCCAGGAGCAGCCAGCCCCCGAGGAGGAGCACACCCCUGCUCCUGUGGAUGGACAGCACACAGAGCCCGGGGCUUUAGCCACCAACGACCUCCUGAGCAUGGGCCCCGAGGAUGUGGGAUCAGCCACUCCCAGCUACACCACCCCUGGAGUUUUGGCUGAGGAGGAGGAGGAGGAUACGGUGCCUGUGCCCCACUCUGAGCCCCACAGAGCUGUGCCCAGCAGCAGCAGCCUUGGGCAGGGUGUCCCUGCUCCCUGGGGUCCCCACCCAGCUGGUGUGGGCUGGGGCACGGCUGGGGUGGAUGUGUCCCUUGGGCCAGCAGCACGGGACAGCGAGGGCCCUGUGAGCCACGGGGACUCCGGGGAAGUGGCUCUGGCCACCACCAGUGACAUUGAUGGUGCAGCCCCACAGCCCACUGAGCAGCACGGCUGGGCAGGAGGGCAAUCCCAUGGCAUGGAGAGGGCACACCUUGCCUUGCCCACCCUGCAGACCCCAGGCUGGGGGGUGGCAGGGAGGGCUGGCAGCCUGCACCCUGCCGUGAGUCCCCCUCCUGUGGGUGCUGACGAGGCUCCCGUGGGACAGGGAGGGCACCAGCCAGAGCUCCACGCCCCCACAGCCCCCAUCUCAACCCCCCCAGUGGCCACAACAGCCCCUCCAGUGUCCUUGUCCCCUGCCGUGCCCAGGCCAGCCACCCAGCUCACCUCCAGCGGCCUCAGCCAGCAGGAUGCCCUGGGCACAGCCAUGCCCACAGCCCCAGCUCACGGCCCACCUCUCCUGAAAUGGGGGACAGAGGGGGUGUCCCAGCACCUGGAUCCAGCAUCACCCCACACCGAGCUGACCUCCCAUGGGACCCCGCUCAGCCUCCCUGCACCGAGGGACCCCUCACCGUGGGCACCCGCAGGGACACCAACGAGGGACCCCUCACCGUGGGCACCCCCAGGGACACCAGCGAGGGACCCCUCACCGUGGGCACCCCCAGGGACACCAACGAGGGACCCCUCACCAUGGGCAUCCCCAGGGACACCAACGAGGGACCCCUCACCAUGGGCAUCCCCAGGGACACCAGCGAGGGACCCCUCACCAUGGGCACCCCCAGGGACACCAACGAGGCACCCCUCACCGUGGGCACCCCCAGGGACCCCUGCCUCCAGUGACGGGGGGCAGGAGCUGUCCCAGCCCACCCCUUUUUCCCUCCCGCUCUGGGAGAAGAGGCUGGAGGAGGAAGAGGAGGAGGAGGAGGAGGCUCUGCUCCCACCGUUGCCCCCUGCAGCAGCCACUGCCAAGCCCAGCUGGGAGGUCGGGAACUGGAGUGAGUGCUCGGCCACGUGCGGCCUGGGCGCGGUGUGGCGGCCGGUGCGCUGCAGCAGCGGCAGUGACGGUGGCUGUCCCGCGGCCGACAGGCCCGUCCCCGCCCGGAGGUGCUCCCUGAGACCCUGCUCGGCCUGGCGUGUGGGCAACUGGAGCAAGUGCUCCAGGAGCUGCGGCGGGGGCACCAAGGUGCGGGACGUUCACUGCGUUGACACCAGGGACCAGCGGCUGCUGCGGCCCUUCCACUGCCAGGCCGGGCUGGGCCAGCCCCCGGCGCAGCUGCCCUGCCGCAGUGCCCCGUGCCUGGACUGGUACACGUCCUCCUGGAGAGAGUGCUCGGAGCCGUGUGGCGGCGGGGAGCAGGCCCGGCUGGUGACGUGCCCCGAGCCGGGGCGCUGCGAGGAGAGCCUGAGGCCCAACAGCACCCGGCCCUGCAACAGCCAGCCCUGCACCACCUGGGUGGUGGGCUCCUGGGGACAGUGCUCGGCGCCCUGCGGAGGGGGCAUCCAGCGGCGCCAGGUGAAGUGCAUGGACACCAGGACGGGGGUGGCCGAGGAGGACAGCAGCCUGUGUGACCACGAGCCGUGGCCAGAGAGCACCCAGAAGUGCAACCCCCAGGAGUGCGACAGCCCCGAGCCAGGUGAGCAGCAGGCAGAACCUGGGAAUGGGGUGGGAGCUCUGGGGGACGUGGAGAGAGCGGUUGGGACUGGGUUGUGUGGGGCUGACUUGGCUGGUUGAUGAUUAAGUGGGAAUGUUGCAAUGUCUGUAAACGUCAGAGCAUCCGUCCCUCAAGGGGCCAAGCAGGGUUUUACUGGCACAGACAUGAGCUGGGAUGGGAUUGUUGGGGUCAGCAGUGUCACCCAGCACAGGGACACCCGAGGGACCCCGUGGGGUCAAGGGACCCCGUCCAGAGGCAACAGGGCAUUCAGGAAAAGGAAGGCACAGGGGAAUACCCAGUGAUGGAGCUCUCAGGAAACUGUUCAGUGGUAAAGUCCCACAACACAAGACUUGUGAAACAAGCUGGGCCCAGCACGAGAAGAUGGAAUAAAGGAGCAGUUCUUCAGCAUCUUCAGAUGUGUCUGAGGGACAGACACACCUGGAGCCAGCCCCAUGUCACCCUGUUUGUCAUUUACCUGCCCCAGCUGCAGCCACAGUGCUUGGCCACACCACGGGCACUCACUUGGCUUCUUCUCCCUCUUCCACUCACAGAGAUCGAUCCCAAGCACCAGGCACUUCCCUGGGAGACAGAAAUCUGGGCACUGCAGGGGUUAACAGCACUUACAGAAAAGCAGUAUAAUGAGGGAUUAGAUGUCACUGGUGUGUCUGUCAGUCACUUAUCAGCUUUAUCUCUUUAAUGUGUCUGUGUAAAAGAAAAGCUCUUUGGCUGCCCAGAAGGUAUUGUUGGAGCUCCAGGAGGUUUGCUGGCCAAAGGGAGGGCUGAGAGAUGGGGCAGGGGGGCAGCAGUAGCUGGUGCCUGGGGUGGAGGAGCUGGAUCCAUGGCUGCUCCACACAUCCCUGAGGUCCCCUCUGCAGCCUGGGACACCCGUCCCACCCUCCCAGCUCUUUUUGUUCAUCCUGUGCCCAGCGUGUUCCUCCCAACACCAACUCCAGAGCAGGCAGAGCGUUGGCUUUGGUUGACUGGGAUUUGGGCACUGGCACUGUUGGCCAUCAGGAUGUUUUCAGCCAUGAAUGUGCUCCUUUUUUGGAGCAUUUUCAGGGCCAUGGGGCACUCCAGCAUUUAGGAAAUGAUGAGUCAGCCCUGCUCAAGGCACAACGUGCGGUUCCGGUUGUUUUGGUCAGGGGAAAAUUUCCGUGCCAGGCUUGGUGAUGAGAGCUGUGGAGCCAAGGCUGGACCAGAAUAACCACUGAGAUGUGUAGGAAGCACACAAAUAAAUGGUAAAAUCCUGGAUCAAAAAUGACAUAAAUGCUCUGGCUGCAGCCCAGGGCAGGAAACGCCUUUUGGAAAUACAAACGUUUCCAGCCAAAGCAUGAAGGGGAACAAAACUUUCACAUGGCAGGAAAUCCCAGAUGUGUAAAUGCACAGGCAAAGGCUCCCAGAAAGACGUAAAUGUAACUGCAGCCCUUUCCUGUGCUUUAGGGGAUCUUUGCUGCACAAGAAGGGCUCAGGCUGGAGCGAUCCAUGGUUUUGUGAGGAGCACAGGAGCCUCUCCCUCCUCGGGCACGAGGUGCUCCUGUACCAGCAGAACCAGGCUGGCUCUGUGAGUGGCCAUGUCCUCACUGGACACAGAAGUGCCAAUAACCCCUGCAGGGUUCAAAUGUUCAAACCAUAAUCAGAUGGAUUUGGAGCAGAGAUGGAACAGAUGAAGCACAAACAUCUCACAGCAGUCGGCUCCUCAAUUAAAGGAGGUCGGGAUUAAUUAGAACCAGAGUCCUGAGCUGUUGCCAGGUUAUAAAUUAAUUGAAGAUUCCACCAAGGUUAUUUUUGAAUAUGGCUGUUGCCUUACAGCUGCAGCCAGCUGUGAGGGUGUCCUUAGAUGGCUCCUGGGAGCUUCAGAGCCCUGGGCACCCCAGUGCCUCCCUGGGAUGCUCCAGAGGCUGGGGACAUUCA